This is a messenger RNA of Protomyces lactucae-debilis, 1224 nucleotides long. RefSeq names its product Metallo-dependent phosphatase. Gene Ontology annotation, cellular component: FAR/SIP/STRIPAK complex. Lineage: Eukaryota; Fungi; Ascomycota; Taphrinomycetes; Taphrinales; Protomycetaceae. Gene Ontology annotation, biological process: peptidyl-serine dephosphorylation. The coding region runs from base 154 to 1113 and encodes 319 amino acids. Gene Ontology annotation, molecular function: protein serine/threonine phosphatase activity. The record is from RefSeq and is a predicted model, not a curated record. The transcript is spliced from 2 exons.
CGAGACGCGUUAAUGGACACAGCAAAGGCAACGAGCUAUACAGACCAGGCCGGGCCAGCAAUUACAAUACAAAUCGGGGCUCAAUCGGCACAGGACUGUUGAGAAUAGUAUACAGCGAUCGCUGGUCGACGCGACGCGUAUAUCAAGAUCAUCAUGACCAAGUCCAAUGUGCUCGACUUGGAUACCAUGAUUGAACAGCUCUAUAAGAAGCAGCUGCUGGCAGAACCUCUGGUGGAAUUGCUCUGCACCAAGACUAAAGAGCUGCUUAUGUCAGAGUCUAAUGUGGUUCAACUACAAGCGCCAGUGACUGUAGUCGGCGAUAUUCACGGGCAAUUCUAUGAUCUCCUUGAGAUCUUCAAAAUUGGUGGAUACUCGCCGCAUACCAAUUACCUGUUUCUCGGCGACUAUGUGGACCGUGGUCUUUUCAGCGUUGAGACCAUCUCUCUCCUCACUUGCCUCAAACUGCGAUACCCAAAUCGAGUGACGCUCAUCAGAGGCAAUCACGAAUCACGCGCUGUAACACAAUCCUAUGGCUUCUACCAAGAAUGUGUCCGGAAAUAUGACGGCAGUGCACAUGUCUGGCACUAUUUUACAUCCAUGUUUGACUUUCUCACCCUAACAGCCGUCAUUGACAACCAAAUCUUUGGUGUGCAUGGCGGCUUAAGUCCCUCCAUACACACACUCGAUCAAAUAAAAGUCAUUGAUCGGUUCAGAGAAAUCCCACAUGAAGGGCCCAUGGCUGAUCUCGUCUGGUCAGAUCCAGAUGCCGAUAAGGAUGACUUUGCCAUUAGUCCGCGUGGCGCCGGUUAUACAUUUGGUGCAGCAGUUGUUAAGCAAUUUCUGCACCUGAAUGGCAUGCAUCACAUCUUGCGCGCACAUCAGCUUUGCAAUGAAGGUUAUCAAGUCUUGUUUGAUGAUCGGCUAUCAACAGUCUGGUCGGCACCCAAUUACUGCUAUCGAUGUGCAAAUAUGGCGUCUAUACUAGAGGUGGAUGAAGCUGGUGGACGCUUCUUCAACGUCUUUUCAGAAGCACCAGAGAACGAACAUGAUGGCCCAACACAGCACCAACUCCAGAGUCAGGCGCCAAAGAAGGAAGUGGACUACUUCCUAUGACCUUGCGAUGGGUGAAAGUGCCUUUCUGGCAUUCAAGAAGCGAUGGCCAAUUGUAGAUUUUGUGUCUUUCUAUAUAAUGCAUAUGUUUAGUCGAGAAAUUUGAAACUCGUU